CAAUAACAUGUCCACCCACGCACUGCUCGCGUCAUCACAACGCCAUUGUCGCAACAUCCGCUGACUGCUACUCUGGAACAGUUCCAGAAAAGAUCCUGAAAGGAAAGAGCUACUGCAUACCAUCUAGCGUAGACCCAACACAGCAAGACACGAGCACCCCCCAAGCUACCAUCACCUUCUCUCAGUACUACCAUCACCAUCUCUCAGUACUACCAUCUACAAGCACCCAAAGAAAAUGUCAGCUUAUCUGAUCGUGUUGCUGGCCUGUGUUGUAGCCGUGUGUCACGUGGUGUUCGCUGCUCCCGUAAGUCAGGAAGUUGACGUCAAAAAACGAAGUGUGGACUCAGUGGAGAAACAACCCCAAGAACAAGAAGAUGAUUUACGUGACCUGCUCAGUUUGGUUGGCAAAGAAUCGCACCAGAACAAUGUAGUAGUGCACAAAGAGCAGGUCUCACACUUGGAAAACAAAGGGGGCGAGAAGACCAAAGUAGAGGAGAAGGAAGAGAAAGUGGUAGAUGCAAAGACAGGAAACGUUAUUGCUGACGUCAAACAGACCGUAAAAGAAGAAAGUUCCGGAAGCGCCAAGCCCGAGACGAUAGUAAAAACUAAAGUGGACAUUCCUUCAGAGGGGAUCCACAAGACCUUCGUCGAGGAAGCUGGCAGUGAUGGCGUGCAGGCACCAGAACCUGAGCUGACACCUGCAGACAUGGCCGAGUACCUGUACACAACCCAACAGUUCGAGGCCUUCUACUCGGCACUGGACAGGCUGGUCAACCAAUCCAAGAUGUCACCAGAAGAUGCUGAGAUCUACGCCAAAACUGUCGCUGUUGAAUACGAGAGGCUGCAGCUUGCAGAUUUUGAAGAGAAAGUUUUCGCUGAGAAGAGAAUGUACCCUAAGUACGCUCUACCUGAGGACGUGUACAUCCCCAACUCUAACCUUGACCUACUGAGCAGCCCAAAUAUGGCUAACGAAGAGCUUAUUGCAAUGAAUGAGUUGGCUGGUUAUCCUUAUGAUGUGAGCCCGGCUGAGCAGUAUCUGAUGCAGCAGCAGGAAAUUGCUAAUCUUGGCAACGAGAUCAACCUCAAUGAAUUUUUGACAGCUCUGUGGAACGAGGCUUAUGGGAAAGGAAACGAAGAGGCACAAGAAAUAGUUCGAAUGCUUUAUGAACGCGUUAGCCAGGACAAUAAUCCAGAUGACAUUGGCCAAAUCAGGGACAUUUUAGUUCAAACAGUCGCUGAUACAUUGAAUGAUAAAGCUGCUGUGUUACCUACUGAUGAAGACAAAGUUUUGAAACCAGCCCAAAAACAGCUCUUGAAAGAAAAAGUAGAAGCUGUAAAAAGCCUGGAGAAGGAAGAGGAACUCAAGAAACUGGCAACAUCCAAGCUGGUGCAGGAAGUCAAGAAUGAUGUCAAACAGACAGAGAAACUUCAAGAUGCUAAGUCAAAAUCACAGAAACUAUAACUUCCACACGUCAUGAAGACUUAUCAAGAAAUAAAUUUAAAUGAACGGAAAAAGUUGAAAUAUUUUUUUAGGAAACUUGAAAAAUUCACACAUUAAAUUUAAAAAUCUAGAAACAAUUGUCAAACCUACUUGGCAAAAAACUUCUGUGUCAGAAUUUUUAAAAGAGUUCAAUGCUCAAAUCUAUUUUUGAAUUUCUAUUAAUCAAUAUAAAAAAAAUAAUUUUUAAAAACUGAAGUUUUUUCAAAAUGUUACCAAAACAUGUCAGCAUUUAUUUUGAUGUUUCAACCUAAAGGUGGUUUAAUAUUCAAAAUGUAACAUAAAAAAAAAUGGAUUUUGAGAAAUUCAAGCACAUUCUAUCGACAGCUAUCAAUAAAAAAGCUUGUUAUUUUAAAGUUAUUUAUUAUUUAUUUUAUGAAAUGGUCUAAAUUUAAAAAAAAAAAGAAAAUGGACAAAUAUUUAUUGAGAAAUUUUAAUUUUUUAAUGAAUUUUGUUUUGGUUACAUUGUCUAGAUCUAGAUCUAGAUCUAGCUAGUAAAAACCAAGACAAAAAAGAAAUAAUAUCCAGGAAACUGUAAAUUUAAAUUUCUUGUCUAUCGUACCACCACCCUUGUUUGUACUUUUAUAUUGCUACAUAGAAUCUAGUACAACAUGCUUUUUUUUUAAAAAAACAAUGUGUACUUAAGAUUUUUGUAACUGACUCCAAAAAGAGCUAAAAAAUAUCAAUUUGAGUAGAAUCUACAUGUACAUAAAACAUCUGAAUUGUUAAUAGCUGACACUGAUUAACUCCAGCACAAAAACAUGUAGUGGUCAAAUUGACUGGAAAUACCAACAUUUUAUCGUGUACUUUCUGGCCAUGAUAUCAUUUAUCGAGUACUUUCUGACCAUGCUAUUUGGAUAAGAGUGUUUAUACAUUCCCCCCCCCCCCCCCCUCAACUCUUCAGCCUCCAUUAGUGCGCUGCAUUUGUUACUUGAGAUAAAAGUUAAUCUAAGUUAACACUCAAUCUGUCAGCUAAUUACCUACACGUUUAUAAUGUUAAACUCUGUUGAAUUUGACAAAAUGGAUAGACAGUUACACAAUAAUAACUGUGUUUUUAUGUCAUGAAUUUCAAAAGAAAUGUCACAACUAAAUGAUAGUUUAUUAUAUUGUGUUUGGCUUUUAGUUCUAACAUUUUACCAUUUGCAUCGCUGCUUCCUAACAGAAUGUCUAAUGAACAGUAAGAAAAAAAUGUAAAAGGUGUUCCCUCAAAUUCUGCUGCUUGUUUGUUAGUGUUGUGUUGUACUUUCUUUCUGCCAUUUUGUCAACAGCGGGUUGGUUGUCAUUCUCAGUCAAUUUGUGUCAACAUGAUAAUGAGAUUAUCACAGAUAAGGUUAGACAACCAUUCACAGAUAAGGCUAGACAACCAUUCACAGAUAAGGCUAGACAACCAUUCACAGAUAAGGCUAGGCAACCAUUCACAGAUAAGGCUAGGCAACCAUUCACAGAUAAGGCUAGACAACCAUUCACAGAUAAGGUUAGACAACCAUUCACAGAUAAGGCUAGGCAACCAUUCACAGAUAAGGCUAGACAACCAUUCACAGAUAAGGCUAGACAACCAUUCACAGAUAAGGUUAGACAACCAUUCACAGAUAAGGCUAGACAACCAUUCACAGAUAAGGCUAGGCAACCAUUCACAGAUAAGGCUAGGCAACCAUUCACAGAUAAGGUUAGACAACCAUUCACAGAUAAGGCUAGACAACCAUUCACAGAUAAGGCUAGACAACCAUUCACAGAUAAGGCUAGACAACCAUUCACAGAUAAGGUUAGACAACCAUUCACAGAUAAGGCUAGACAACCAUUCACAGAUAAGGCUAGACAACCAUUCACAGAUAAGGCUAAACAACCAUACCAAAUCUAGAGCUUGUCUAGUAAUUUCAAAAAAAAUAUUUGACGGAUGUUUUCAAAACCUUACAUCAGCUUGAGAAAUUGGCUUAGUCACUUAAUACAGAGGGGCAGUUGACAUUAGGUUGAUGACAUUUACUUUACAGUGAUUGGGAUAGUUGACAUCAGCUUGAUGACAUUUAUUGUACAGUGAUUGGGAUAGUUGACAUUAGCUUGGUGACAUUUAUUGUACAGUGAUUGGGAUAGUUGACAUUAGCUUGAUGACAUUUAUUGUACAAUGAUUGGGAUAGUUGACGACAUUUAUUGUACAGUGAUUGGGAUAGUUGACAUUAGCUUGAUGACAUUUAUUGUACAAUGAUUGGGAUAGUUGACGACAUUUAUUGUACAGUGAUUGGGAUAGUUGACAUUAGCUUGAUGACAUUUAUUGUACAGUGAUUGGGAUAGUUGACAUCAGCUUGAUGACAUUUAUUGUACAGUGAUUGGGAUAGUUGACAUUAGGUUGAUGACAUUUAUUUACAGUGAUUGGGAUAGUUGACAUUAGCUUGGUGACAUUUAUUGUACAGUGAUUGGUAUAGUUGACAUUAGCUUGCUGACAUUUAUUGUACAAUGAUUGGGAUAGUUGACGACAUUUAUUGUACAGUGAUUGGGAUAGUUGACAUUAGCUUGAUGACAUUUAUUGUACAAUGAUUGGGAUAGUUGACGACAUUUAUUGUACAGUGAUUGGGAUAGUUGACAUUAGCUUGAUGACAUUUAUUGUACAUUGAUUGGGAUAGUUGACAACAGCUUGAUGACACUUAGCUACAGACAGCCUUAGAGAUUUCAGUUGGUGUCGGUGUAAAAUCAACUUUCAGUGAAAAUAUUUGCAUCAGUUACGAGACAAUUUUUUUUUUUUUUCUAAUCGUAUACCCCACACCACGAAAUUGUUAUUAAAAAAACUUUCGAACGAUCCAAACAGAAGGUGGUGGCUAAUGUGUCAAUCAAAACAAAAAUUUCCUGUACCUCCUUGAAAACAAAUUAAAACGAAAUACAUAGAAAUAAUUUUAAGUAAUCUCCAUCUUCAUAUUUAACAUCAGUAGUUCACUAAUUUUCAAAAUUUAGUUUCAAUAACUUGAAAGACAAAAACUCAAUAAAUAUUUUUCUAUGUAAAUAGAACAAUAGCAGGCCCCAUAUGUUAAACAAGGAAAAACUAUUUUAAGAAACCAUUCAGCACAUUCAUUUAAAAUCAAUGAACAUGAGAUUUUAAAAAUCCACAAUGUUUCACCAAUGUUGAUUUCUUGUCUGCAUGUCGUUGUGAAUACUUUCUAUCAGUUGUGUUCUCUCUUUUGGCAAACAAAUAUUGUCAAUGAAAACUGGCAUCUACUUUUUGUGGUGGGGGUAAUCUUCUAUUCGUUUACUAUUUUUGUAAAGCAUUGUUUUUCCAUUUGUGGAUUACUUUGUUUUCUCCCUUUUUAAGUUGAAAUGUAAAUAAAUCAAACCACAAACUCAUGUUGAAAGAAAAAUUAAUUUGACUGCCUCACUUGUAAAAUGAAGAAAAAUAUGACAAAGCUUAUUUUAAGAAUAAAAUGUUUUGUUUCGUCAA
This is a messenger RNA of Physella acuta, 4919 nucleotides long. RefSeq lists its product as uncharacterized. Lineage: Eukaryota; Metazoa; Mollusca; Gastropoda; Physidae. The record is from RefSeq and is a predicted model, not a curated record.